Cornus florida is the source of this 2191-nucleotide messenger RNA. RefSeq lists its product as uncharacterized. Gene Ontology annotation, cellular component: membrane. NCBI's taxonomy places the organism in Eukaryota, Viridiplantae, Streptophyta, Magnoliopsida, Cornales, Cornaceae. Gene Ontology annotation, molecular function: ceramide glucosyltransferase activity. Bases 276 to 1835 code for a protein of 519 amino acids. The transcript has 14 exons. Gene Ontology annotation, biological process: glucosylceramide biosynthetic process. The record is from RefSeq and is a predicted model, not a curated record.
UCUCUGUCUAGAAUUUCUCUCUCUAAAAAUAUAUUAUGUGGUGUAUCCAGUAGGCGCUAGCUGUAAUUCGAAAAUAUAAAAUCAGGCGGUCUCUCAAAUUUGGCCCUUUUUUUCACUUGGUUUCUCUUCUCUCUUCCGUUUCUCUCUCUCCAUUCUCUCCUUCCAUUCACGGCGAUCAGAGGAAAAGCAAGAGAGAGAGAGCGCUCUGAUAUCACCAGAAAUCUAGGACAUUUGGAGAGAGAAAGAGAAAGACUCCUACACUUAAUAUACAAACAAUGUCGCCUUUCGAUACUAUUGACGCGUUUCUCUUCUCCGCUAGCAGAGCCUUUUGUAGUCCCUUCGCCAUUUUUAUUCAGAUCCAGGGAUGUCUCAUAUGCUUGACUCUUGCAAUUGGGUGGGCUUUUGCUGCUUAUGUUAGGAGUAGAGAGUUUAGGCGGAUCAAGGAUGGUGUGAAAGGUGGCAAUAGCUUUGCAUUUCUUUGUCAUGAUAUCAAUGAGCUUGAGCAUUCUAAUCAGAUCAACCUGCCAAGAGUGACAGUUGUAAUGCCUUUAAAAGGGUUCGGAGAACACAAUCUACACAAUUGGAGAACUCAGAUCACAUCUCUGUAUGGUGGUCCUUUAGAAUUUCUUUUUGUGAUGGAAAGUACAGAAGAUCCUGCUUACCAUGCAGUAACUAGAUUACUAUCAGAUUUUAAGGACGAUGUUGAUGCAAAGAUUGUAGUAGCUGGUUUGUCAACAACUUGUAGUCAAAAAAUUCACAAUCAGUUGGUUGGGGUGGAGAGAAUGCAUAAAGACAGCAAGUAUGUAUUGUUCCUAGAUGAUGAUGUGAGGCUGCACCCUGGAACAAUUGGAUCUCUCACUGCUGAAAUGGAAAAAAACCCUGCGAUCUUUAUUCAAACUGGAUACCCUCUUGAUUUACCCUCUGGAAGUUUAGGAAGUUACUGUAUAUAUGAAUAUCAUAUGCCUUGUUCGAUGGGGUUUGCUACUGGUGGAAAGACUUUCUUCUUGUGGGGAGGAUGCAUGAUGAUGCAUGCUGAUGACUUUAGAAAUGACCGUCAUAGGGUGGUUUCAGAACUAAAAGAUGGGGGAUACUCUGAUGAUAUGACUCUUGCCUCUAUAGCUGGGGCUCAUAAGAGGCUUAUCACAUCACCACCAGUAGCUGUUUUUCCUCACCCCCUUGCAAGUGAUCUUAGUUUUUCAAGGUACUGGAAUUACUUGAGGAAGCAAACAUUUGUUUUGGAAUCAUAUGCUACGGAUGUUAACUGGAUAAUGAACCGUGCAUUAUUUUCUUCCCAUUGCUACCUAUCAUGGGGAUUUGUGGCGCCAUACUUUAUGGCUGUGAUUCAUGUUGCAGCAGCACUAAGAAGUCAUUCCAAAGGGUAUUCACUCGGGGAAACAACUAUUACUUCUGGUGGGUUGUUCCUAGUAGGCUUCCUAGCUAUAUGCACUACUCUUGAACUUCUUUCGAUGUGGAACUUGACAAGAAUAGAAGUUCAACUAUGCAACAUGUUAUCUCCUGAGGCACCUCCACUAUCACUUGGUUCUUACAAUUGGUGCCUUGUAUUUAUUGCAAUGCUGGUGGAUAAUUUUUUAUACCCAAUCUCUGCUUUGCGUUCACACUUUUCUCAGUCCAUCAAUUGGUCUGGCAUCAGAUACCACUUGAAGAAUGGGAAGAUAAGCAUGAUUGAAAGAAGCAAGGAUAGCGGUCCAAGAUUUACAGACUUGGGAGGAAAGUAUUUAUAUGGUAAGAGAGGAGCUCAGCCCAAAUCCUCGAUCCUCGGCUCUUUGUCAAGAAGUUUGGCUCACUGGCGCCAGCCGAAGAAAUUUGAUGUCUAGGAAUGGACCUUGAGCAACAAAAGGUUGUGAACAUUUUCUCCUCCUUUUGUGGUGUGAUGGGUAGAAAUGGCUUGGAUUCAAGCUUUCCAGGAGUAUUUUUCGUCCCUCCUGGAGAUAUUGGCCAAUUCAUUAUUGAUUGAUUUUAAGUGCUAGGAAUUUUUCUUCAUUCUUCAAUUUAUCAUUCAAUCGAUUGAUUCUUCACCUCCAACCCUCCCUUCUUGGCUGGUUUUGUAAUUUGUAAUGCUUCUGCCCCUGUAAUUUAUUGAAACCGUUAUAGAUUCAGAAUCCCAGUGUAAGACAGAAAGGUUGUGCUUGUACAUUUUUCUAGUCUCUUUAGAACCAUCAGCUUUUUGUUA